GGAGACUGCUCGUCGGACGUAUCAAGCGUAUCAAGGAUAAGGAGGAUGCUCGCUCUGCGUCGUAGUAUCCGCCGCUUCUCGACGGCGGCGCCGCGCAAGGAGUACCCGACGUCCUUCAUCUCGCACCUGCGCACGCAGAAGCUCAACGUGUUCAACAUCGGCGUCGCGUUCCUGACGCUGUCGCUGUCGUCGCAGCUGGUCACGUACAAGCAGAAGUACGAGAAGGCGCUGGCCGAGCAGACGCAGCUGGGCGACAAAGUGGCGGUGCUGGAGAAGCUCGUGCUAGACCUGGGCGGCGCGCUGCCUGACGACGAGGCGCUGGCCAAGGCCCGUGACGCGUCCCAGGAGGCCGAGGCCCAGGCGCUGCGUGAGCGCGAGGAGGAGACCAAGGCGCUGGCGGCUCUCACGGCGACGGACGACAGGAAGGGCAAGAAGAGCAAGCUUAUUUAGGCCAGACACACAGGGGAGGCAGACAGAGCUCGGUCAUAGAGGAAAAAGGCCGGCUGGCUGCA
This is a messenger RNA of Phytophthora sojae, 512 nucleotides long. RefSeq lists its product as hypothetical. The transcript has 2 exons. Bases 46 to 450 code for a protein of 134 amino acids. The record is from RefSeq and is a predicted model, not a curated record. NCBI's taxonomy places the organism in Eukaryota, Oomycota, Peronosporomycetes, Peronosporales, Peronosporaceae.